Molecule: messenger RNA, 840 nt
Organism: Hydatigera taeniaeformis
Lineage: Eukaryota; Metazoa; Platyhelminthes; Cestoda; Cyclophyllidea; Taeniidae
Source: the annotation of a GenBank genome assembly
AACAUAGUGAAUAUUCUAAAUGUAGACUCGCCAAUUUACAUCGACGACGGCCUUAUUUGCAUCAGAGUUAAGGAAAAAGAAAAUGAUGAAUUAGGUCCUCAGUAUCUUGACUGCGUUAUUGAGAAUGGUGGGCGACUCGGUUCAAAAAAAGGCGUGAAUCUUCCUGGUGCGCCAGUUGACCUUCCCUCUAUGUCUGAAAAGGACAAGCAAGACAUCCUGUUCGCCGUUGAUAAUAAUUUGGAUAUAAUAUUUGCAUCCUUUAUUCGUGAUGCAAAGUGCAUUCAUGACAUGCGAGAGUUGCUCGGUGAACGUGGAGCUCACAUCAAGAUCAUUGCCAAAAUAGAAAACUAUCAAGGGGUUGAGAACAUUGACGAAAUAAUUGAAGCCGCUGACGGGAUAAUGGUAGCUCGAGGUGACUUGGGUAUCGAAAUACCUUCAGAGAAGGUGUUUUUGGUGCAAAAGAUGGCUAUUGCUCGGUGUAAUAUUGCAGGAAAACCCUGUAUCUGUGCAACACAAAUGCUCGAAUCAAUGACCUACAAGCCCCGUGCCACACGAGCGGAGUCGGGCGACGUUGCUAACGCCGUUCUGGAUGGAGCAGACUGUGUCAUGCUUUCGGGUGAAUCCGCCAAAGGAAAGUAUCCAGUGGAAUGUGUGCGAACGAUGGCGAAAAUCUGUCGGGAAGCGGAGUCGGUGAUCGGUCACACUGAACUCUACAAUGACCUGCGAAGAAUAAUUAAAGUGCCCGCGGACACGACCCUCUCGACGGCUAUCGCUGCGGUCGAGGCCUCUUUGCGCUGCGUGGCCAAGGCCAUCAUUUGCAUCACCAGCAGUGGAACGUAA